AUGGAAGAUAUACAGCCUAUCUCAGCUGCUGAACAAGCGUCAUUCUGUGUGGAACUGAUGAAGCGCCUCAACAUUCAGCGAAAACAAGAUUAUUUAUGCGACAUUACUUUGGUUUCGAAAGAUAACAUAGAGUUAAAGGCUCACAGAAAUGUUCUUUCCGCCGCAAGUCCGUUCUUUUACAAGCUUCUUCAGAGCGACAUGAAAGAAAAUCGAGAAGGGAUUAUUCGGCUUGAGGAGAUUUCAGGAUCCGCUAUGGAAGAUGUUUUGGAAUUCAUCUACACUGGAACUGUGGAGGUGACUCAAGAGAAUGCCGAGGAAUUGAUCGCCGCAGGGAAUUAUCUGAUCAUACCAGGCUUGAAAACAGCUUCAGGGCGUUUUUUAGAAGGAGAAAUGUCCGACAAAAAUUGUAUUUCAACGUUUUAUUUCGCCGAGAAAUACGAUUGUGACGAACUUAUCACAAACAGCAGACGUUUUAUUCAUAAAAACAUCGUUUCCGUGGCAAAACUGGAUGAAUUUUUGCACUUGGAAGCUGAAAAGAUCGCGAAGUGGAUUUCGUCCGACGAAAUUACAGUCAGUGAGGAAGCUGAUGUUUUUAAAAUCAUAUUAGACUGGGUAAACCACAGAAAGAGUGAGCGAAAAACAGCAUUUGAAGAAUUGUUUGGUCACGUUCGACUGGGUUUUUUGUCGCGUGACUGUCUGGAGGAUGUCGUGACAAACGAACUGCUGCGCGAGAAUUCGGCUUGUGUGAAGCUGGUCUUGGAUGCAACCGUACAGAUGGCUACCUUUGUUGAUGAAGACGAUUUUCUACAGUCACCAAGAGGAUGUCUUGAUACACGUGUCAUUGUUGCUCGUGGUGGCAAGCACACUUUUUGUUAUAUUCCUGAAGAAGACCUGUGGAAGCGCCUACCAGAUGGUCUGAAGGACAUUGACGCCAAGUUAACUCAGAUGAUAAAAUUUCGUGACCAGUUGUUCACAUUCACCAAUGAUCAAAAUUCAGAAAGAUAUGAUCCUGUUUUUAACGUUUGGUCUGAACUGAACUUGAGCACUGAUUCUGCAAAGUUGGCCGUUCUUAAAGGAGAAAUUUAUGCUGUUGAAUUUGACACCAAAAACUGGACAACUGCCACGAAGAGGUACAACGUAAAGCAGUAUGAAUGGGCGACACUUGACUCUUAUCAUAGAGAGUGUAGACAGGGUGCUUGUGUUAUUGCAGCUGGAAGCCAUUUGUAUGCAUUUGGUGGGAAGAAUUUACGCUUUAGCAACAAUGGCACAGCUGAGAGAUUUGACACUGUGGAAAAUGAGUGGGAGAGAAUCGCAGAUAUGCUGGAAGAAAGAAGCAACGCUUUUGGUGUGGCCUCUCAAGAAAAAAUCUUCGUUGCUGGAGGAUAUGGCUCUAGAGGAAUAUUAGAAACUUGUGAGAUGUACAAUACGUUAACAAACGAAUGGCAACUUGUUGCAAACUUGAAUUUCCCACGCUUUUAUGGCAGUAUGGUUUGUCUGAACGGAAAGCUGUACGUACUGGGUGGAAAAAGUCGUUACAUCCGAAGUGUUGAAUGUUUUGACCCUGCAAAUGACAAAUGGAUCCAGGAAACAACCAUACCAGUGAAAAACAUCGACCCAGAAAAUAACGACACAUUCAGCGGCUGUGUUCUGAAGCUUUCUAAAGAAUUACUAGACAAACUUAUGAUUGUUGAGCAGUAGUCUCUCCGACUCUUAACAGGUUUAGAAUUAGUCAUGUUGUUCACAGCAGACAGCAGACACAGCCCUCCGUUUUAUAUUGCCUUAAUUUAGAAGCUCACUUAAGGAAAGGCUGGGUUUAAUCAAAGGUUCCCUCUCAUUAGUUACUGUUUGCUUUAAACCCAAUUCUUUAAACUCUCUCAUUAAAGAUAGCAUGCUUAGUCAUGUUUCAGCACAGGAAUUGUAAGUCGUUAAGCACUUUUCAUACUGAAUGCUUCCCAAGUCCAAACCAUAGCAUUGCUUGAGUGGACAUAGGAGUGUACCAGGAUCUGAGAGAGUAGAGUUAUACCAUUUCAUGAGUCAACUUUGAGCCCGAGUGAAGUUUGAGUCACAAUUUUUGUUUGAAACUGAAUACUGACUCGCCAGGUUUAAUGUAUAUUCUCUCCACCUCAUACAAUUGAAUUAUAAUUGUGGAGCCAUGCUUAGGAGGCAAUUGAGGAAGGUAUCAAGGGCUCAUGUGAUAAAGAUGUUUUUAUCCAAAAAGCCACCCCAGUCAGAAGUUUUAAGAAUGAACUUGGUGUAUUUCCCCUCCUCCCUCUGUAGCCUGGGCCAAUCUAUAUCCCGAGCAUUGUGUGGAUUUUUCAAGGGGGGUUCCCACUGUGACAAACAGAGGGUAUUCACCAGAUUGUCAUGUGGACCUCCACGCUGUGUUUCACUCAAUAUGACAAAGAAAAAACCUACAAAGGAAGGGGGGUUACAGGUACCCCAGGACUCCCCUGGCUAUGCCUUUGCAAUUAGAAGAGGGGUCAUCAAAUUGGCUGUUUUAUUAAAAUGUUGGAUGGAAAACUAUAUUUUCCACCUCCUAAACACCACCUUUAAAAUUACCAUGAAGUAAACCGAAGUUGAUAAAUGAGGAAAUUAAAGAAGCAAUUGACAAAAAAAAGAAAACUCUGAUUUUAGUCUUAAAAGCAAAAAUCCAAAUAUAAAAAAAGGAAAUAAUGGAAAUCCUAUUGGAUACCUAUAAUGAAAAAUACAUGAUUUCUAUGGCAAAAAUAUAAUAAAACUGGUCUAAAAAGUGACUGAAAGUCAAAUUGACAGUGACACUGACUUUGCAAAACGAAAUAAUAUUUUGAACUUCUCACAAAAGAAACAGACACUGAACAGACAUUAAGUAGGAAUAAGAUAUCUAUGGAAACAAGAAAAGAACUGGUCUAGAAGUCAAAUUGUAUUGUGAGUAAUAAUUUUCUAUAUUGAAUUUUUUAAAUAUUUCAUUUAAUUUGUAAUAUGUUAUUGAUUGAGGGGGCCACAAGUUUAUUAGUUGUUUCAUUAUGAGGUGUUACCCUCUAUAAAUUAUAUUUUUGUACAUAUCUCACAAUUAGCAAAUUAGCAGAUAUCUUAAGAUGGACACCCAGUUAGAAUUUGACAUUUUUUGCUUGAAAUGAUGGUGGAUUUUUUAUCUUUAAAUGUUGUUCUUUUGUUUGCUGCUCUGUUUUUAUAUGAUUAAAUUUUUGAUGCGAAAGUGAAAUUUUAUUGAAAUUCCUGGGAGGGAAGAUAAAUGUUCAUAACUCAAUAUUUCUACCAAAUUUGAACUAGGUUCCUCCUGUCAUCCUAGUAAUUGUACGCUGUGCCCUUUUGCCCAUGUUUCUUGCCAAUCAGGGACCAAUAAUUAAUUAUCACUGGGGCCAACAGAGGGAUUUUGGAGAUUAACCUUUGAUUCCCAUGAUCUGAUUGUCAAUUCUCCCCUCUUGCUGCAACACAUUUCCUUGUAAAUUAGUUACAAGGAUAUGUUGUUAAAUUAAGACAGCGACUUCUACCUGAUAAGUUUGAGUAUUCUCAUUACAUUUUGCUGGAUAAUGUUUGGAUAUUGUAGGGAGAAGUUACAUGUUAAUCAUGUCUGGGAGUUCAAGGGUCAAAUGAUGUUGAAGGAGAACAGAGAGACAAUCAGAAAAUUGACUGCCAACUACCUGACAGUGAGAGGGAAUCAGAACAGUAUUAUUUAAACUAAUAUUUUAUCAUGGUUUUAUGGUUCAUUUUCACUUGGUUCAUUUCAUGCACGUUUGAAAAAUUAAAUUCCUAUAUCAAUUUACACAUAACAUCGCGCAAACAUACCAAGAAGAUAUUUCCUCCAGAAAUUCUAGCUUCCGACCUCCCCUGUUUCCGUCAAGAUUCUGCACACAUUCUACUCGUCCCCAGAGUCCCCCAGGCAACUCGGGAAAGAAGCGGAGCGGCCAUAUGAGAAAGUGGGAACUAGCUUAACUUCCGCUUUCGAUACUUUUCCUGAGUAAUCCACAUUAUCAACAGCGUUUGACCAGAAUCUGCCCACAGAAAUAAGGAAACUCUAUAAAAGAUGGAAGAUUUAUUGCCCAUCUCAGUUGCUGAACAAACAGCUUUCUGUGUUGAACUGUUAAAGCGCCUUAACGUUCAGCGAAAACAAGAUUUUUUGUGCGACAUUUCUUUGACGACAAACGACGACAGAGAGUUAAAGGCUCACAGAUAUGUUCUUUCCGCCGCAAGUCCAUUUUUUUGCAAGCUUCUUCAGAGCGACAUGAAAGAGAGUCGAGAAGGGAUUAUUCGAUUUGAGGAAAUUUCAGGAUCUGUUCUGGAAGAUGUUCUGGAAUUCAUCUACACUGGGACUGUGGUGGUAACUCAGGAGAAUGCUAAAGAACUGAUCGUAGCAGGGAAUUAUUUGAUCAUACCAAGCUUGAAAACUGUUUCGGGGCGAUUUCUAGAGGCAGAAAUGUCCGACUCCAACUGCAUUUCAACGUUUUACUUCGCUGAGAAAUACGACUGUGUCGAGCUUAUCGGCAACAGCAGGAAAUUCAUUCACGAAAAUUUCGUCUGCGUAGGAGAAAAGGAUGAGUUUUUCAGCUUGGAGGCUAAGGAGGUGACGAGGUGGAUUUCAAGCGGCAAGAUUGCUGUGGGAGCGGAAGUAGAUGUUUUUAAGAUCAUAGUUCAGUGGGUUGAACACAAGAAGAGCGAGCGAAAAGCCUACUUUGAGGAAUUGUUUGGUCACGUUCGCCUGGAUUUCCUAUCGCGUGAUUGUUUGCAGGAUGUCGUGACAAACGAACUUGUCCGUGACAGUGCUGUUUGUUUGCGGCUGACCGUGGAUGCUAUUGUAAAGAUGGCUACUUUUGCAAGUGAAGAUGAUCUCCCGCAAACACCAAGAAAAGGUCUGGAAACACGUGUUAUUUCAGCAUGUGGUGGCAAGUUCACUUUUUGUUUUCUCCCUGAAAAAAACCAGUGGAAGCGGCUGCCAGAUGGGUCAACUGAGAGAUCUCAGAAAACUCAAAUGCUAACAUUUCGUGAUCAGCUGUAUACCUUUAAGAAGUUCAGCAAGGCAGAGAAGUAUGAUCCUGUGUUUAAUGGCUGGUCAAAGUCGGAUCUGAUUGACGUAUCAGCAGAUAGCGCCAUUGUGACCGUUGUCAAAGGGGAUAUGUACGCCAUUGAAGUUAACAAACCCGUUGGAAAGUCUACCAUCAAGAGAUACGAUGUGGAGCUUUGUACAUGGAAAACAGUACUGGAAUCUCCCCAAGGUUGUAGAAACGGUUCCUGUGUUAUUGCAGGUGGCAGUUAUCUGUAUCUUUUGGGUGGAUCAGUCCCUGGCAGUGCUAGUUAUGUCUCUAAAGCUGAGAGAUUCAACACUGCAGAAAGCCAAUGGGAGGAAAUCGCUGACAUGCAACAAGGAAGAGGUGGUGCCUUUGGAGUGGCAAGUGAAGAAAAGAUUUUUGUUGCUGGAGGCUUAAACGAAAAGUAUAAGGUGUCAAAAAAAUGCGAGAUGUACAAUGUUUCUACAAACGAAUGGCAGUUCAUUGGAAGCUUAAACACUUGGCGUGUGUAUGGCAGCAUGGUGUGUCUGAGUGGAACAUUCUAUGUACUGGGUGGCACCAAGAAUAAUAGGGAUAGUUUGCUGUCAGUUGAAUGUUACGACUCUACAGAAGACAAGUGGAUUGAGAAGGCAUCCAUACCAGUGGAAAGGUACUCAACUAAAAAUAAGGACACAUUCACUGGAUGUGUAAUGAAGCUCUCUAAAGGAGUACUUGCAAAAAUCUGA
Molecule: messenger RNA, 5725 nt
Organism: Pocillopora meandrina
Lineage: Eukaryota; Metazoa; Cnidaria; Anthozoa; Scleractinia; Pocilloporidae
Source: the annotation of a GenBank genome assembly